AUGGAGGACACACGAACAUUCAGAGAUGGAGAUGUUUCUCCAGGAUGUAGUGAAUUUCAGGAGGACAGAUCAAACUCAUCAGAUCCCAGCUGUGUGUCCAUGAAGAGUGACUGGUCUAUGGAUAAACUAUUACGCUUUCAGGGAAGACCCAUAUCAACUGAUCUGAGCGACAGAUCAGUCUCAGAGCCCAGUUGGGUGUCCAUGCAGAGUGACCGGUCUAUGGGGAAAAACCAGUCAAAUUUGAGGGAAGACACACACCACCUUCGUGACUCUCAACUGGACCAGAGCAGAUUCAAAUCAAAUCUGCUGAAGAAGUUUGAGCAUCUGUAUGAAGGAACAGGGACGCAGGGAAACCCAACUCUCCUGAAUGAGAUCUACACAGAGCUCUACAUCACAGAGAGUGAGAGUGGAGAGAUCAAUAAUGAGCAUGAGGUGAGACAGAUUGAGACACAAUCCAGGAGAGCAGCAACAGAGGACACAGCCAUCAAAUGCAAUGACAUCUUUAGACCUUUACCUGGACAAGACAAAGCCAUCAGAACUGUGCUGACAAUGGGAGUUGCUGGCAUUGGAAAAACCGUCUCUGUGCAGAAGUUGAUCCUGGACUGGGCUGAAGGGAAAAAGAAUCAGGACGUCCAGCUCAUAUUUCCACUUCCUUUCAGAGAAAUCAACUUGAUUAAGCACAAAACACUCAGUCUUUCAGAUCUUCUUCAUUUAUUUUUCCCUGAAACUAAAAAAAUGGAAAUAUCCAGUGACGAAUAUAAAGUGUUGUUCAUCUUUGAUGGUCUGGAUGAGUGUCGUCUGUCUCUGGACUUUAAGAGUAAAGUGAAACUGUGUAAUAUAUCUCAAUCAGCCUCAGUGGACUUGCUGCUGAUGAACCUCAUUGUGGGGAAUCUGCUUCCCUCUGCUCUCAUCUGGAUCACCUCCAGACCAGCAGCAGUUGAUCUUGUCCCCUCUGAGUGUGUCCAUCGAGUGACAGAGGUACGAGGCUUCAAUGAUCCACAGAAGGAGGAAUACUUCAGGAAGAGAAUCGGUGAUCAGAGUCUGGCCGACAGGAUCAUCUCACACCUGAAGUCAUCAAGGAGCCUCUACAUCAUGUGCCACAUCCCAGUGUUCUGCUGGAUCUCAGCUGCUGUUCUGGAGAAGAUGUUGAGUCGAGCAGAGAAUGGAGAGAUUCCCAAGACUCUCACUCAAAUGUACACACACUUCCUGAUCCUUCAAACCAACAUCAAACAUGAGAAGGACUAUGAGAAGACAGUCAAAGAUGAAGAUAUGAUCCUCAAACUGGGGAAACUGGCUUUUGAACAGCUUGCAAAAGGAAACCUGAUCUUCUAUGAGGAAGACCUGAGAGAGUGUGGCAUUGAUGAGACAGAAGCAGCAGUGUACUCAGGAUUUUGCACUCAGAUCUUCAGAGAGGAGGCAGGCUUGUAUCAGGGGAAAGUUUUCUGUUUUGUUCAUCUGAGCAUCCAGGAACAUCUAGCAGCUCUAUAUGCACAUGUCUCCUUUACAAAGAACUACAUAAAUGUGUUUGACCAAACCAAACAAAGUAUCUUUACCAAAGUUUUAAAGCAGAUGAAAUAUAAUUCCAUAUCUCAUUUGCAUAAGAGAGCUGUAGAUGAAGCUUUAAGGAGUAAAAAUGGACAUUUGGACCUUUUCUUGCGUUUUCUUCUGGGUCUUUCAUUGGAGUUCAAUCAGACUCUCUUACGAGAACUUCUGACACAGACAGGAAGCUGCUCCUACAACAAAGAGGAAACAGUUGAGUUUAUCAAACAAAAGAUCAGGGAGAAUCACACUUCAGAGAGAUCCAUCAAUAUGUUCCACUGUCUGAAUGAACUGGGAGAUGAUUCACUGAUUCAGGAGAUCCAGGAUUAUCUGAGAUCUGGACAAAUAGGAGAAACCAAACUCUCCUCUUCACAGUGGUCAGCUCUGGUUUAUGUGCUGCUGACAUCAGAGCAGAAGAUGGAUGAUAUUAAUCUGAAACAGUUUAUUGGAGCCCAAAAUACAGCAGAUGAAGUUCUUCAGAAGCUGCUGCCUGUGAUUAAAGAAUCCAGAUCAGUUCAGUUGAGUUAUUGUGGAGUCACAGAUGAAGGUUGUGCUGCUCUGGCUUCAGCUCUGAGAUCAAACCCCUCACACCUGAGAGAACUGGAUCUGAUUGGAAAUAAACUGGGAGCAUCAGGAGUGAAGCUGCUCUCUUAUCUACUGAAGGAUACUCACUGUACACUGGAGACAUUGUGGUUGAGUGAUUGUGGAGUCACAGAUGAAGGUUGUGCUGCUGUGGCUUCAGCUCUGAGAUCAAACCCCUCACACGUAAGAGGACUGAGUCUGUCUGGAAAUAAACUAGGAGUAUCAGGAGUGAAGCUGCUCUCUGAUCUACUGAAGGAUCCUUGCUGUAAACUGGAGACGUUGAGGUUGAAGGAUUGUGAAGUCACAGAUGAAGGUUGUGCUGCUCUGGCUUCAGCUCUGAGAUCUAACCCCUCACACCUGAGAGAUCUGAAUCUGUCUGUAAAUAAACUGGGAGCAUCAGGAGUGAAGCUGCUCUCUGAUCUACUGAAGGAUCCUCGCUGUAAACUGGAAACACUGUGGUUGUAUAAUUGUGGAGUCACAGAUGAAGGUUGUGCUGCUCUGGCUUCAGCUCUGAGAUCAAACCCCUCACACCUGAGAAAACUGGACCCUUCUGGAAAUAAACUAGGAGUGUUAGGAGUGAAACUGAUCUCUGGUCUACUGAAGGAUCCUCGCUGUAAACUGGAGAAACUCUG
Molecule: messenger RNA, 2753 nt
Organism: Carassius auratus (goldfish)
Lineage: Eukaryota; Metazoa; Chordata; Actinopteri; Cypriniformes; Cyprinidae
Product: NLR family CARD domain-containing protein 3-like
Exons: 8
Molecular function (GO): protein binding
Source: RefSeq, a predicted model, not a curated record